GCUCAGGAUUGGUAUAUUAAGUUUAAAAGAACAGCGCACACAUCUUCCCCCUUGCAUUGGAUAUUUUUCCUCUUUUUAAUUGCUGUCUCACUUCCUUCUUUCCACCCCUUAUCAAUGCUUGCUUGCUCUCUCUUCUAUUCGAAUUUCACCGUUGUUCAGUCAGCAUACCGGGCAUGCAGUGAUCCCUAACACCCAUACCGCAGCUCAUCCUCCUAUAUAGAGCAAAUCCCACAUGAAAAGAAGCUGUCCAUCUACUGCACCUGCUCUCCUUCACCUAUUCACACCACAGCCAGCAUCGCAAUUCUGCAUCAUCUACACAACUCCCAAUCACAAUGGACGCCGUCACCCCAGCCACUACCACCACCUCCACCACCAUGCUCUCCGUGCCAUCAACCACCACCGGCGAUGCCUCACAUCCAACCCGUCCCACCUUCAACUCCCAGAGAACCCAAGAUCGCCUCCGUGAAGGCGAGGGUUUAUACUCUAUGAUCUUCCGGACCGACAGCAACCUCCAGCGAGGCCGAAAAUCCAUUUUCAAAGAGACGGGCUUGGACGACGACAGCGCCAGCGAGGUCACUGACAUCUCAAUCCGAUCGCCGUCUAUCACAUCUCCUUCGUCGCAGGAGCUGUCGCCGUUUCCAUCUCACGAAGCCCAUCCUCAACCUCAGCUCUAACAUCAUGACAAUCCCACUUCCUUGAUAAUUUCGUCGUGCCAUCAUCCACCAGUUGCUUUCGAGCUUGGAUUGUUUUUGGCUGUAAUGCCAGGCGUUAACGAGAUGUCUUUCGCUGA
Molecule: messenger RNA, 790 nt
Organism: Trichoderma asperellum CBS 433.97
Lineage: Eukaryota; Fungi; Ascomycota; Sordariomycetes; Hypocreales; Hypocreaceae
Source: RefSeq, a predicted model, not a curated record